AUGAGGAUCCUGAAGACCAGUAAUACCUCUGGAUCUGUGAGUGAGUUCAUCCUCCUGGGCUUCCCCUGCCGCAGAGAGAUCCAGAGGCUUCUCUUUGUGCUCUUCUCCCUCAUCUACCUCCUGACCCUCACGGGGAACUUGUCCAUCAUCUGUGCUAUGUGGUCAAGCAGGAAACUCCACAAGCCCAUGUACAUCCUCCUGGCCAACUUCUCCUUCCUGGAGAUCUGCUAUGUCAGUUCUGAUGUGCCCAAAUUGUUGGCCACCAUCAUCUCCCAGACCAAGAGCAUCUCCUAUGCUGGCUGCCUGCUCCAGUUCUACUUCUUCUUCUCCAUGUGUGCUGCUGAAUGUUUAUUUCUGUCAGUGAUAUCUUUUGAUCGAUUUCUUGCUAUUUAUAGACCUUUGCACUAUCCCACCGUAAUGACCCAUGACUUAUGUGCCCAGUUAGUGGUUUUCUGCUGGGCAGGUGGCUUUCUCUGGUUACUGACCCCUUUGACCCUAAUAUCUCAGGUGCCCUUCUGUGGUCCAAACACCAUUGACCAUUUUCUCUGUGAUCUGGCACCCUUACUGGCAUUGUCUUGUGCUCCAGUACCUGGAACUACUCUGACCUGUGAUAUUAUUAGCUCUCUCAUUAUCUUCCUCACCUUCCUAUACAUCCUUGACACUUACUUCUGUGUCCUCAGAGUGGUGUUACAGGUACCCUCAGGCUCCGGGAGGCAUAAGGCUUUCUCUACUUGUGCCUCCCACCUUGCUGUGGUGUCUUUGUUCUAUGGCUCAGUCAUGGUGAUGUAUGUUAGCCCAGGUUCCGGAGAUCAUCCCAGGAUGCAGAAAUUUGUGACCUUAUUUUAUGCUUUGGCAACACCAUUCUUUAAUCCCCUGAUCUAUAACUUCCAGAACAAAGAUAUGAAGGAGGCAUUAAAGAAUAUUCCAUAUGUAUUUUUGUGGGAAAUUUCUAAAGGAUUCAAGAGUUGAGUUCAAUAAUUCAUCAUUGAUAUUUAGGAAGAUGAAAGAUCAUGAGACAAAUGAGACCAUGCUGUUUUUCUUCAUUUUAAUCUAUUUUCAUUCAUUAGGAAAGUGGUUUUGAAGA
Loxodonta africana (African savanna elephant) is the source of this 1084-nucleotide messenger RNA. Its product is annotated as olfactory receptor 11G2-like. The record is from RefSeq and is a predicted model, not a curated record. Gene Ontology annotation, cellular component: membrane. Bases 1 to 969 code for a protein of 322 amino acids. The transcript has a single exon. NCBI's taxonomy places the organism in Eukaryota, Metazoa, Chordata, Mammalia, Proboscidea, Elephantidae. Gene Ontology annotation, molecular function: G protein-coupled receptor activity; olfactory receptor activity. Gene Ontology annotation, biological process: G protein-coupled receptor signaling pathway.